Molecule: messenger RNA, 960 nt
Organism: Symphalangus syndactylus (siamang)
Lineage: Eukaryota; Metazoa; Chordata; Mammalia; Primates; Hylobatidae
Gene: OR4D5
Product: olfactory receptor family 4 subfamily D member 5
Biological process (GO): G protein-coupled receptor signaling pathway
Cellular component (GO): membrane
Molecular function (GO): G protein-coupled receptor activity; olfactory receptor activity
Source: RefSeq, a predicted model, not a curated record
AUGAAUCCAGCAAAUCAUUUCCAGGUGGCAGGAUUUGUUCUACUGGGGCUCUCUCAGGUUUGGGAGCUUCAGUUUGUUUUCUUCACUGUUUUCUCUGCUGUGUAUUUUAUGACUGUAGUGGGAAACCUUCUUAUUGUGGUCAUAGUGACCUCCGACCCACACCUGCACACAACCAUGUAUUUUCUCUUGGGCAAUCUUUCUUUCCUGGACUUUUGCUACUCUUCCAUCACGGCACCUAGGAUGCUGGUUGACUUGCUGUCAGGCAACCCUACCAUUUCCUUUGGUGGAUGUCUGACUCAACUCUUCUUCUUCCACUUCAUUGGAGGCAUCAAGAUCUUCCUGCUGACUGUCAUGGCAUAUGACUGCUAUGUUGCCAUUUCCCAGCCCCUGCACUACACGCUCAUUAGGAAUCAGACUGUCUGUGCACUCCUCAUGGCAGCCUCCUGGGUGGGGGGCUUCAUCCACUCCAUAGUACAGGUUGUAUUGACUAUCCAGGUGCCAUUCUGUGGGCCUGACAAGCUGGACAACUUUUACUGUGAUGUGCCUCAUCUGAUCAAAUUGGCUUGCACAUAAGAUACCUUUGUCUUAGAGCUUUUAAUGGUGUCUAACAAUGGCCUGGUGACCCUGAUGUGUUUUCUGGUGCUUCUGGGAUCCUACACGGCACUGUUAGUCAUGCUCCAAAGCCACUCAUGGGAGGGCCGCAGCAAGGCCCUGCCCACCUCUGCCUCUCACAUUGCUGUGGUGACCUUAAUCUUUGUGCCUUGCAUCUACAUCUAUGCAAGACCUUUUCAGGCAUUCCCCAUGGACAAGGCAGUCUCUGUGCUAUACACAAUUGUUACCCCCAUGCUGAAUCCUGCCAUCUAUACCCUGAGAAACAAGGAAGUGAUCAUGGCCGUGAAGAAGCUGUGGAGGAGGCAAAAGGACCUUAUUGGUCCCCUGGAGCUCAGACCCUUACAUUAG